AUGCGUAUUACCUGCCCCGAGAGGCAGCCUCAGAAGGAGCCCAUCGCUAUUGUCGGAAUGGCGGUCAACUUCCCUGGUGCUCCGAAUGUUGCUGAGCUGUGGAGGGUACUCGAGGAAGGGAUCAACACUGUCAGCGAGAUACCUGCGGACCGCUUCGACGUCGCCGACUACAUGCACGACUCGGAUGGAUCUGGGCGAACCAUGCAGUCGGCCCACGGGAACUUCCUCGAAGACGCCGACGUCUUCGACAACGCGUUUUUUCGCGUGAGUCCUCGCGAGGCCCGCAGCAUGGACCCUCAGCAGCGCGUUUUGCUGCACGUCGCGUACCAUGCGCUCGAGGACGCAGGGUACGUCCCGAAUGCCACCCCGUGUUUCGACCCCGAGACGUUUGCGGUACACGUCGGCGUCGCUACGAAUGACUACGUGCACAAUCUGAGGGACGACAUGGACGUCUACUACAGUACUGGCACGCUGCAGGCGUUUCUGAGCGGCAAGAUCUCGUAUGCUUUUGGGUUUGGUGGCCCUUCCAUGGUCGUCGACACAGCCUGUUCUUCCGCCGUCGUUGCCAUAUACCAGGCCUGCCGUUCCCUGCAAGCAGGUGACUGCAAUGCCGCUCUUGCUGGUGGCGUCAACAUCAUCACCAGCCCCGACAUGCACAUUGGCCUCGAUCGCGCCCACUUCCUCAGCCCCACAGGCCAGUGCCGUCCCUGGGACGCCUCCGCAGACGGCUACUGCCGCGCGGAGGGCUGCGGCAUGUUCGUCCUCAAGCGGCUCUCGGACGCGCUCGCCGAGCACGACCGCGUCCUCGGCGUCAUCCGCGCCGUCGAGGUCAACCAGUCCGGGACCGCCGACUCGAUCACGCACCCGCACGUCGCGACGCAGGCGCGGCUCUUCCGGAAGGUCCUGCAGUCCGCGGGCGUGCGCCCGGCGGAUGUGAGCGUGGUGGAGGCGCAUGGGACGGGGACGCAGGCGGGGGACCCUGCGGAGGUCGAGGCUCUGCGCGAGGUGUUUGGGGGAGACGGGGAGAGGGAGGGGGUGCUGCGUGUCACGUCGGUGAAGGCGAACAUUGGGCAUGCGGAGGCGGCCUCGGGGGCGGCGAGCCUCGCGAAGCUUGUGUUGAUGAUGCGCCAUGGGACGAUUCCGCAGACGAUCUCGUUGAAGACGCUCAACCCGAGGAUCGCCCCAUUGGAGAAGGACGGGCUCUGCAUCGAUACGGAGGCUUGCGAGUGGAGCCCGCCGGCAGAGGUCGGCAAGCGCGUGGCGUUGUUGAACAACUUCGGGGCUGCUGGGUCGAAUGCGGCGUUGGUACUCGAGGAGCCACCCGUCUUCCCAGUGUCUGUCCCUGAUACAGGGCGCUGUCCAGUCGUCCUUGGUUUGUCCUGCGAUAGUCUCGAAGCCCUCGAAAAGCUGCGCCAGCGAUAUCUCGAAAAGCUGAGCGAUCAACCGCUUGAUCAUGCGUCACUCGUCGACUUCGCGUAUACCGCCACGGCGCGUAGGCGGCUGCACAGAUACCGCCUGGCUGUCUCUGGCAAGUCGAAGCAAGAGCUUGGUAGCAAUCUGCGGACAGCUCCCGUCGUUCAGGUCGGUGAAUGCACGAGGAAGGUCAUAUUCCUGUUCUCUGGGCAAGGCGGCCAGUAUCAUGACAUGGGCUCGGGGUUGUAUGAGGUCGUUCCCAGUUUUCGACGUGCGGUGGAUUUGUGCGACGAGAAAUUGGUUGCGUGGGGCUAUCAAGGCGUGUUGAAUUUGAUCAAGGGAGUGCACGCAGGGGAAGAUGACGGUCUCGAUGCGAGCCAGAGCCUGGAGACGUCACACUGCGCUUUGUUCGUCCUAGAAUACGCGUUGGCGAGCAUGUGGCAGUCUUGGGGACUACGGCCUGAUGCCGUCGUUGGCCAUAGCCUUGGAGAAUACGCCGCGUUGGUCUGUGCGGAAGUCAUCAGCCUUGACGAUGCUCUGCGACUCGUCGCUCAAAGGGCAAGACUGACGAGCGAGCGCUGUCCGCGCGGCACUUCCGGGAUGCUUGCUGUCAGAACAGAUCCGAGCCUCGUUGUAGAGAUGCUGAAGCAAGACGCGGCUUACGCAGGGCUCUCAAUUGCGUGCCACAACAGCAAUGUGGAUUGUGUCGUUGGCGGCGUUUCGACGCAAUUGGAACAUCUCGAGGAAGCCUGUCGACGCUCUGGACACUUGUGUCGACGCCUCGAUGUGCAAUACGCAUAUCACACGCCGACCAUGGACCCGAUCGUAGACGAGCUCCGGUCUCUUGGCCAGAACGUAGAGUUACUAGCUCUGAAGAUCCCAUUGGCGUCCACAGUACUUGGUGCUGUCGUGCCCGUGGGCGACGGUGGCCUAUCCAUGAUCACCACAGACCACUUCGCGAAGCACUGCAGAGAACCGGUACUAUUCCGCCAGAGUAUCCAGGCACUCUUCGAUCGCGACGCGGACGCCAGAGAAGCUGCGUGGCUGGAGAUCGGUCCUCACCCGACGACGUCUCCUCUUCUUCGUGGAAACGGCGUGAGCACAGACGGAGUGCUCAUGACCACUUUGCGCAAGGGCCAAGUGGACGAAGAAUCUGUUUGUGGCGUACUCACGCAAAUGUAUCGCGCCGGAAUCGAGAUCAACUGGUGCAGCGUCUUUGCAGAUCUUGCACCGGGUGCGAAGCUCACAGACAUACCAUCAUAUCCCUUAGCCAAAACCCGGUUCUGGGUACCCUACACAGAGAUUAAAGGCUUGAGAUCUUCUGGACAUCACCGCAAAUCGCCGUCGACCUCCUCGAACAACAGCGUGGUCGGCGGAUGUAUUCAUUGGCCAGCGACAAAUAGCGACCUACCGGCCGUAUUCGACGUUGAUAUCGCGAGACUAUCGCAUCUCAUAACUGGCCACCAAGUAGUAGGAUCUCCACUCUGCCCUGCGUCUGUCUACCAGGAGCUCGUUCUCGCUGCCAGUCACGCAUGGUGCGAGAGGGUGGGACUUCCUCCCUUCGCUUCUUCACUCGUGAUGACCGAGAUUGCAUAUGAAGCGCCUCUAGUUUACUCUCCUCGCCAUCCUGGGACCGUUCGAAUCGAAGUCGCCACGAAGGGUGCCGCAGGCGGCUUCGAUGCCAGCUUCGUCAUCCGCUCCGGGAGCUCACGCACGCAGGGACCAUGGCAAGUACACUGCACUGGGAAUGUACGCGCAGAGCUGCGUGAUUCCGUCGAAGAGCAUCUUUCGGGCUUCCGGGAUAAGAUCCAGGGUUGUGUCAAGUCCCUCCAGACUGGUGCUCGGGACACUCGGAUGUUGUAUGCCUCCACCAUCUAUGACGAGACGUUCUCGUGUGUUGUCGACUACUCCGACGCUUUCCGAACCAUCAAGGUCAUCACGUUACGAUGCGACGGCGUCGAUGCAUAUGCACUGGCACAAUCACCGGCGUCAGACUCCGGACAGUACGUCGUCCACCCGGUUUUCAUGGACACGCUACUACAUGCAGCAGGCUUCCUGCUGAACCUCGAAUCUGACGACGACGGCUACAUCUUCGUUUGCAGUCACGUUCAGACCGUCACUGUGCUCCCUGACUGCGUCCGCCCCUCUGCUAUGUUCGGAGUGUACUGUCAAGUCGGCUACCUCUCACAGACGAUGGCCAUCGCCGAUGCUUAUGCCAUUGACCUGGAAAGAGGCACAGGACAAGUGUUCGCGCAUAUGGGCAAGAUACAGUUUCGGAGACUAUCGAGGUCUGGCUUCAAAGCGAUCCUCUCGAUGAGCACCCACGACACCUCGAAGCGUCUUACCCCAUCCCUCGGUUCCGAUAAAAUCGACACGCCGGCACCGCUUGUUUCGCCUAGAGAUCGCAUUACCAGGCUGGUUACGGAAAUGUGUGGUAUCUCCGUCGACCAUGUCACCCUUGAAUCACGACUCGACCACCUCGGAGUGGACUCCUUGAUGAGUAUCGAAUUGACCGGUCGCCUGAAUGAUGCUUAUCCUUCCUUGAGCAUGAGCGCGCGCGCCCUGGGUGUCCUCGAGCGAGUCAAGGACCUGAUCGACUUCAUCGAGCAACAUCUAAGUGGACAGGCGAAUGUAGGACAUGACUUCGGGCUAUCUGGUGACAAGCCGCGAGGACGCGACCCGUUCACGGCCCAGAUCACCGUGGAAUCUGUGCGGGGCGUGCUCUCAGGCAUCUUGGACAUACCAGCAGAGCGGCUGGCCGACGACGAACAUCUGGACCGCCUCGGACUCGAUUCAUUGUCAUCCAUAGAAGCUCGCCAUUCCUUCAGCUCCACAUUUUAUCUCCAGGUCCCGCAGGAUAUCUUUACCAGAUGUAAAACCGUCAAGGAACUAGCCGUCGCGCUCGCGAAGCAUGCAGCUAGCUCCAGCCCGUCUCCAGAUCCCGCUACGAGCUUGCAGGUGCGAACGAACCCAAUGUUGUUGCAGGACGGCAAGGACCAGACAGAGACGCCUUUGGUCCUGAUUCAUGAUGGGAGCGGAAUGGUACAUCCUUACAUGCGCUUGGAUGACCUGGGUCGGCGCGUGUGGGGCAUACACAACCCCAAGGUGCCUUCAGGAGAGGGGUGGAAAGGUGGGAUCCUGGAGAUCGCCGCGCAUUAUGCAGAGCUCGUCCGGACGACUCUGGGAGAAGGGUGCCCUUGCCUACUAGGAGUUCUAACGCGCCUCGACACAGGGUGGUCCUUUGGCGGAGUCGUGGCAUUCGAAGUGGCUCGCAUGCUCGUCGCCAGCGGGAGCCGCGUGGACGGUCUGCUCCUGAUCGACUCCCCGCACCCGCGGAUGGGCUGCGCGCUCCCGGACGCGGUCAUCGACGCGGUCGUCAGCGCGAAAGUGGCGAACCCGAGACACGCAGAGCUCGUGCGUCUGCAGAUGCGGCACGCCUCGAGGGCGUUGGCGCACUACGACCCUGCGCGGUCUCCGGCAUGCCAUGUCAGACUACCCAAGGCUGUCAUGCUGCGAUCGCAAGAGGCAUACGUCGGCGACGUGGAGGGGCGCGCGACCGCUGCAUUCCUGACCGACAGACGGGAGCCUGCCAAGUCGGUUGAGGGGUGGGAGAAAGUGCUGGGCGCGGUGGUCCCUGUCGUCGACAUUCCGGGGAACCACUUCCAGCCUUUCGAUCCUGAGAAUGUAGCAAUCGUCUCAGAGAAAAUGCGACAGGCUUUGAGCAUGCUAGAUGAACAACCGUGA
This is a messenger RNA of Fomitopsis serialis, 5157 nucleotides long. RefSeq lists its product as uncharacterized. Bases 1 to 5157 code for a protein of 1718 amino acids. The record is from RefSeq and is a predicted model, not a curated record. The transcript has 8 exons. Gene Ontology annotation, molecular function: fatty acid synthase activity; phosphopantetheine binding; 3-oxoacyl-[acyl-carrier-protein] synthase activity. Lineage: Eukaryota; Fungi; Basidiomycota; Agaricomycetes; Polyporales; Fomitopsidaceae. Gene Ontology annotation, biological process: fatty acid biosynthetic process.